Molecule: messenger RNA, 1134 nt
Organism: Sporothrix brasiliensis 5110
Lineage: Eukaryota; Fungi; Ascomycota; Sordariomycetes; Ophiostomatales; Ophiostomataceae
Product: alcohol dehydrogenase
Exons: 1
Coding region: 1-1134 (377 amino acids)
Molecular function (GO): zinc ion binding; oxidoreductase activity
Source: RefSeq, a predicted model, not a curated record
AUGUCUCGCACAACGACGGCACUGCUGGUGCCCGAGCUCAACGGCAAGUUUGUGCUGCAACAAGUGUCACUGGAGCCGCUGCAGCCCGACGAAGCGCUCGUCGAGAUCCACGCCUCGGGCGUCUGCCACACCGACCUCAACUGCGCCCUGGGCCGGCUGCCGUGCGAGCCGAAUGCGGUGCUGGGCCACGAGGGCGGCGGCGUCGUCGUGGAAACGGGCAGCGACGUGACCGAAGCCACGGCGGGCGACAAGGUGCUGCUGUCGUUUGCCCACUGCGGCGCCUGCCCGGGCUGCCAGUCGGGCCACCCGGCCUACUGUUACCACUUUAACGACCGCAACUUUGGCGGCAAGCGGCCGGACGGCACAACGGCCCUGUUUUUGGGGAAGGGCGAAGCAAAGAAGCCGGUCCACAGCACCUUCUUCGGCCAGAGCUCGUUUGCGCGGCUGGCCAUUGUGCACCGCUCGAGCAUUGUGCGCGUGCCGGCGGACACGCCGCUCGAGCUGUUUGCGCCGCUGGGCUGCGGCAUCCAGACGGGCGUGGGCGCCAUCGUCAACACGCUGAAAGUCAAGCAGGGCAGCUCGGUGGCGGUGUUCGGGGUGGGCUCUGUGGGGCUGGCCGCUGUCAUGGCCGCCAAAGCCGUCGGAGCCACCACCAUCGUGGCCGUCGACCUGCACGCCGAGCGGCUCCAGCUGGCGCAGGAGCUGGGCGCAACGCACGGCGUCAUCGGCGGCUCGGACCUCGACAAGAUCGUCGCCGACAUCCGCGCCGUCUGUCCGCCGCCGGCGCUCGGUGUCGACUUCGCAGUCGACUGCGCCGGCGUGCCCAUUGUGGUCGAGACCAUGGUGGCGUCGCUGGGCAUGAACGGCCGCGCGGCCACGGUUGGCGCGCCCGGCCUCGGGUCGACUGCCAAGAUCGACAUCUCGUCCCACCUGACCUACGGCAAGGAGUAUGUUGGGUGCUCCGAGGGCGACAGCAACCCGCCCGAGUUCAUCCCCUACCUGAUUGACAUGCACCGGCAGGGCAAGCUGCCGCUGGAGAAGAUUAUCAAGUACUACGACGUCAAGGACUAUGAGGCGGCCAUCCGUGACGCGCACGCCGGCAGGACGGUCAAGGCCGUUCUGAGGUGGAAUUAG